This is a messenger RNA of Dendrobium catenatum, 1317 nucleotides long. RefSeq names its product ACT domain-containing protein ACR11. Lineage: Eukaryota; Viridiplantae; Streptophyta; Magnoliopsida; Asparagales; Orchidaceae. The transcript has 6 exons. Gene Ontology annotation, cellular component: chloroplast thylakoid membrane; chloroplast stroma. Bases 258 to 1100 code for a protein of 280 amino acids. The record is from RefSeq and is a predicted model, not a curated record.
CUGUGGUCGUCCAUGUGAAAUAUGUGGAAUAAAGAAGGGGAGAAAGAGACAGCGAGAGAGAGAGAGAGAAGGAAAGAAAGAGAGUGUUAGGAAGAUAAACCUGAUUUCUCUCCUCAGAAUGGCCAAAUCCAGCCCACGCCUUCCUUUGCUAUCCUUGGCUCGAGGUCCAGGUCCUCUUCUUCUUAUUAGAGAGUUAAAGGAGGCAUUUUGACAACUCAUUUCUCUGCUUUGCUCCGUCCGCGAGAAGAGAGAAGGAGAUGGCCAUGGCCAUGGCUUCUGGGGUUUGCCAUUCGUUAAUCGCGGGGGAGAAGGGCUUAUUGAGCAGCAGAAAUUGUAUUUAUUUUGGGGGUUCUCCCUCUGUGGUUAGGGUUCUGAGUUCUAUAGGAAGAUUAUCUCUUGUAGCUGUAAACAUUCCAAAAGCUACAUCUCCAACUGCUGUGGAGGAAGGAAGUUCUAGAAUUGAUUCAGUUCCUACUCCCAAAGUUAUAAUAGAUUUGGACACGGAUCCAGAUUCAACCAUUGUCGAGAUUACUUUCGGUGAUCGCCUUGGUGCUCUUCUUGACACUAUGCGUUCACUUAAGAAUUUAGGCCUCAAUGUUGUGAAGGCUAAUGUUUACCUAGACUCUUCUGGCAAACACAACAAGUUCUCCAUCACAAAAGCGUCUACCGGCCGUAAAGUCGAUGAUCCUGAGCUUCUGGAAGCGAUUCGGUUGACCAUAAUCAACAAUCUUCUUGAAUACCAUCCGGAAUCUAGUAGUAUGCUGGCCAUGGGAGCAGCAUUUGGCAUUGAACCACCAAAAGAAGAAAUCGAUGUUGAUAUUGCAACACACGUGAACAUUUACGACGACGGACCAGCUCGAAGCUUGCUUGUCGUAGACACCGCAGACCGGCCCGGCCUGCUCGUCGACCUUGUGAAGAUCAUUACUGACAUCAAUGUAACAGUUCAGUCUGGGGAGUUUGAUACUGAAGGAUUGUUAGCCAAAGCCAAGUUUCAUGUUAGUUACAGAGAUGAAGCAAUCAGGAAGCCUCUUCAGCUGGUUGUAGCUAACAGUUUGAGGUAUUAUCUCAAGAGACCAACAACAGAGGAAGCAAGUUUCUGACUUCAAAUUCUAUGUCUACUUGAUAAAGAACUGGUGGCAUCAAGCUUGCAAGCUUAUGAAUCCUUGCAAGUGUAGUAAUCACAAAAGGCAAAUCAAGCCGUAUAUAUUUUUUAAAAUUUAUGAGAACUGCAAUUCUCCUAUUCAAGACUGUAUGUUCAGUCUGGAAUUUUGUUUUAUAUUGGAAAUACUUUCUAAGAUGGCAAAAAGGGCUUAAUGA